UCAUUACAAUAUUUCUUCAACAUAUGCAAGGAAGCAUUUUACGGACAACUACUGAUUCUUGCCGACCGAGAGACAUGCCGGAAGCGGGGAGCAAUGAAAUAUUGGCUAAUGCAGACUGUUGUCAGGGAUCCAUUCAGAGCAACGACACAUAAAGACGUCAUCCUUCGCGCACGCACCCUGGAUACUGUCAUCCACAAUGCAUCAAUAAUGAACGCAGUCGGCACCUGUGGCCGGUACGCUAUCUCCUGAUAAAACACUUGCCAUCGCACUUUCUUGCGUUGGCGGCGGAAGCGAUAAUAAGAGCAUUGUCUCCUGUACCUUGACCGACCUCGUGGACCAUGCAGAAGACGUUUUCGAAGAUCCUCUGCAUAGCCUCGUCAUCGUUGGCGAACGACUUCACCGUCUCGAAGUCGAGUAUGCGCAAGACUUUUCCGCUGAUCUUGAGAGAUGGAGCAGUCGGCUAAGCAAGUCCUACGGAUGUGCAUUGGAUUAGGUUGGGUGGAGCCAAGAGUCACGUUGCCUCGCUGUGUAUAUUUUAGUCUUUGUCGUCUGAAGCCCCAAUGUUCCACUUCAAAA
Molecule: messenger RNA, 576 nt
Organism: Desarmillaria tabescens
Lineage: Eukaryota; Fungi; Basidiomycota; Agaricomycetes; Agaricales; Physalacriaceae
Exons: 3
Source: RefSeq, a predicted model, not a curated record